Messenger RNA from Bombina bombina (fire-bellied toad), 1241 nucleotides. RefSeq names its product ST6 N-acetylgalactosaminide alpha-2,6-sialyltransferase 5 (gene ST6GALNAC5). The coding region runs from base 150 to 1121 and encodes 323 amino acids. The record is from RefSeq and is a predicted model, not a curated record. Gene Ontology annotation, biological process: oligosaccharide metabolic process; ganglioside biosynthetic process. Lineage: Eukaryota; Metazoa; Chordata; Amphibia; Anura; Bombinatoridae. Gene Ontology annotation, molecular function: alpha-N-acetylgalactosaminide alpha-2,6-sialyltransferase activity. The transcript is spliced from 5 exons.
UCUGGGAAGGCUGCCUCUCCCUCUCCUCCCAUCUCCCUCUGCUAAAGGAGAUGUCAGAGCGUUUGUACAAUGGAAGCACACACAGGAAAGUGACAGGCUACCCAGAUGCAAACGCAUGAUCUUUCUUGGAGAGAGAAGAGCAACACAAGAUGAAGACUCUGUUGCGCCAUGGGCUGGCAGUAUUCUUAGCUCUCACAACCAUGUGCACCAGCUUGUUGAUCAUGUACAACAGCAUUGGCAGUCUGAAAAACCAAACCCACCAACAGCAGCAGCAGCAAGCAGAUGCCAGGAGAAUGCCCAAGAAAUCAAACCACAAGGAGUCUUACUCUAACCAUGUUCUGGACGGGUAUAUCAGUAUCUCAGACCACAAGCCCCUGAAAAUGCACUGCGAGACAUGUGCACUAGUAAUGAGCUCUGGACACCUGCUGGGAAGUAAAGAAGGAAAACGCAUCGACCAGACUGAGUGUGUAAUACGUAUGAAUGAUGCUCCCACACGGGGAUAUGGACAAGAUGUUGGCAAUAAAACAAGCCUUCGAGUGAUUGCGCACUCCAGCAUUCAGAGGAUAUUGAGAAAUCGCAACGAGCUCUUAAACAUGAGCCAAGGAACUGUUUUUAUCUUUUGGGGACCAAGUAAUUAUAUGCGGAGAGAUGGAAAAGGUCUGAUUUACAAUAACCUACAGCUGAUAAGCACCAUACUACCUCGACUAAAAGUGCACAUAAUUACACGUCAUAAGAUGCUUCAGUUUGAUGAACUUUUCAAAAAAGAAACUGGAAAAGACAGAAGGACAUCGAACACUUGGCUUAGCACUGGAUGGUUCACAAUGACAAUAGCCCUAGAGCUCUGUGACAGGAUCAAUGUGUAUGGAAUGGUACCACCAGAUUUCUGCAGAAUGCCAAACCAUACAUUGGUACCUUAUCAUUAUUAUGAGCCCAUGGGAACAGAUGAAUGCACAAUGUAUAUUUCACAUGAACGAGCAAAAAAGGGAAGCCAUCACCGUUUUAUUACAGAGAAACGAGUGUUUGCUAACUGGGCACGGACCUUUAAUAUUCUAUUUUUUCAACCAGACUGGAAACCAGAAUCACAUUCUGGAAAGAAUCCGACUGUAAAACCAAUGUUCUGAAGAAGCGAAACGUCAAAAGGCAAUCAGAAUCAAGCACUUUGCAGAAGUGAAUGUCAAGUCUCAUGCCGCAACCAAACAAUCUUAGAAAAAAUAAAUAAAAAAAAUAAUAAUAAAGCUAAA